AUGUCUGCCCCACAGGUCUUGUUGCGCAAGGCGAAUGGCGUCACUGGCGGCCAGACGUCCAAUGAUGCGCCCAAGGCCUCCAAGCCGAAAGCCCUUCCCGAGGGCGAGAAGAUGGUCAUCCGCCGGCUCCCCCCGGGUCUGACGGAGGACGAGUUUGUCUCCAUCCUCGGCGACGACUGGAAAGUUGGCAGCGGGAAAGUCGACUGGAUGUCCUACGAGCUAGGCAAGACAUCCCAGCACCCGUCCAAGCCUUCGCGGCCGUCGCGAGCCUAUCUCCACGUCACUAGGAGAGACGAGCUGCUUGCCCUCUCCCAGGCUGUGCAGAUGGCUGUCUGGGAAGAUGCCAAAGAAACCUACGGGGACCCGGCCCUCGUCGGCCCGCCUGCCCUAGAGUUCUCUAUCUACAAAAAGGUCCCCGGCGACAAGAAGCGCUCGGAUAGCCGCCAGGGAACAAUCGACCAGGAACCUGAGUUUAUGGCUUUCCUCGAGAGCCUCGCCAACCCCUCGGCCAACAAGGCAAGCGAAGGGGACCAAGCCGCCGAGGAUGCUGCCAAGGCCGACAAAGCAAACACGACGCCCCUGGUCGAAUAUCUCCGCGAAAAGAAGGCUGCAAAGAUCAAGGAGGCUGCAGCCGCCAAGAGCGCCAGGCACUCGCGACAAGACUCUCAAAAUGCCAAAGGCAAGGCCGCCGCCGGUAGCUCUGACGAACCUAAGAAGAAGGGCAAGGAGUCAAAGUCCGAGAAGCCCUCGGAGAAGGCAAGGGAGUCGGUCAAGAUCCUGACCAAGAAGGCUGCCGCCGAAUCCGCUGCCGAGGCGGCAAAGGCUAUUGCCAACCAGAUACAAGCCAGUUCUCAGGCUGGCUCGCAGACUGGAGCAUCUGAUGCCCCCUCCAAGAGUCGACGAGCUGGCAUUGCGGCUGCGGCGCGGAUUCUACAGCGUGACUUGGGCCUCAGUCCGGGAAAUGCACAUAGGAAGGCUCGCCAGGAAGCGGCCAAAGCAGAGGCAGAUGGAAAAGCUGCUCCAGCCAAAGAAGCCGCAAAAGAGCCCGCGCCUGUUGUCCCAGAACCCGCAUCUCCUUCGACCCCUGUCGAUCCUCCGGCGUCAUCCAGCCCGUCCAAGGCCCCAGCAUCUACCUCAUCAGGGCGGAGUCGGAAUAGGAAACGCGGCGCAGGUGAUGACGCUGCCAGAGCUAAGGGAGAUGGCAGAGGCGAUGGCAGAGGAGAAAAGACUGCUGAGCCCUCACAACUACCGCCAAAACCGCCCGUCAUUCUGCUGAAGAAAGAUGCGCCUCUGCCCGCAUCACUCCUGUCCCCAUCCUCGUCGGCACCAUCAAAGUCUGGCGCGCCGCCUCCACCUACCCCCACGGCGGCAACAAGCACGCCUGCGGGGCCCAAGACCACACCUUCGAAACAAGGUGCUGCUAAGAAGACCGGUGCCUCUGCAGGUCCCAGCCCAGGAGCCACGCGCGCAUUUGUCAAGCAUGCCAACCAAUCCCAGGGCGUCACUGAGCCUCUUCUUAAGGAGGUCUUGAAAAAGUUUGGUGUUGUAAAGUCUGUGGAGCUGUUUGAUAAGAAGAAGGGCUUCGGCUACGUCGAUUUUGCCGACCAUGAUGCCCUCGUCAAAGCCAUGAACUCGAGCCCCGUGGAAGUUGCACAAGCCUCUGUUCAGAUCCUGGAGCGGAAGGACAUGGGCAAGAAGGCGUCCGGCGGCAGCGCAAAGACUGCUACCGCGUCUGCGUCUGCUGCUGCGCCUGCCGAACACAGCACCCCAGCGCCCUCAGCUCAAACGCCAGCCCCGGCCCCAGCUUCCAGUUCCGGGCCUUCGACGGAGAAACCCAGCGGUACGCACGAGAAGAGGGGCGGCCGCCGGCGGGGUGGCCGGGGGCGAGACAAGGAGUCUAGUGGGAAGGGUGGGGACGGCGCUGGCGGUGGUGGUGAUGGCGGCGGCGGCGGCGGCGGUUCGGCACCAGCUGCCACUGCGUAG
Molecule: messenger RNA, 1983 nt
Organism: Lasiosphaeria miniovina
Lineage: Eukaryota; Fungi; Ascomycota; Sordariomycetes; Sordariales; Lasiosphaeriaceae
Product: Smg-4/UPF3 family-domain-containing protein
Exons: 2
Coding region: 1-1983 (660 amino acids)
Biological process (GO): positive regulation of translation; nuclear-transcribed mRNA catabolic process, nonsense-mediated decay
Cellular component (GO): nucleolus; cytoplasm
Molecular function (GO): mRNA binding
Source: RefSeq, a predicted model, not a curated record